UUUGCCUUUGGAGAGGAAAGCUCUUUCUGGCCUCUAGCCACAACAGGUUUGAAGGUCCUACAUUCAGAUUAAGCGGAGCUUCUUCCCAACAGUGACGUUUGUUGGAUCCCCAGAAACUGUAAGAUGCCUCUGUCCCGUUCGCUUUCCAUGACAUCCCUGACCGGGGUGCUGCCGGCCUGGGAGGAGGACGAGCUGCCUGUGGAGGACCUGCUGCUCUUCGAAGUAUCCUGGGAGGUCACCAACAAAGUUGGGGGAAUCUACACAGUCAUCCAGACCAAGGCUAAGAUCACUGUGGAUGAAUGGGGAGACAACUACUACAUGAUGGGGCCGUACUUCGAGCACAACUUCAAGACUCAAGUGGAGAGCUGUGAGCCACCAAAUCCUGCCAUCAGGAAGGCCAUGGAUGCCCUCAUCCACAACGGCUGCCAGGUUCAUUUUGGUCGCUGGCUGAUUGAGGGCAGCCCCUAUGUAAUCCUGUUUGACAUAGGCUCAGCAGCCUGGAACCUGGACCGCUGGAAAGGGGACCUUUGGGACACCUGCAACAUUGGUCUGCCCUACCAUGACCGAGAAGCCAAUGACUCGCUCAUUUUGGGCUCCCUUAUUGCAUGGUUCUUCAAAGAGUUGACAGACCACCUUGGAGACAAACCUAAUGUCAUCAGUCACUUCCAUGAAUGGCAGGCAGGUCCUGGACUUAUUCUCUCUCGCUCACGCAAAAUUCCCAUGGCGACAGUAUUCACAACACAUGCCACCCUGCUGGGAAGAUACCUUUGUGCUGGGAACACUGACUUUUACAACAACCUGGACAAGUUUAACAUUGACAAGGAGGCUGGUGAGAGGCAGAUCUACCACCGAUACUGCUUAGAGAGAGCAGCAGUUCACUGUGCUCACGUCUUCACGACAGUCUCUCAGAUCACUGCUGUGGAGGCCAACCACAUGCUGCACAGGAAACCAGAUGUGGUCACCCCAAAUGGGCUGAAUGUGAAGAAGUUCUCAGCCAUGCACGAGUUUCAAAACCUGCACUCCACCAACAAGGCCCAAAUCCAGGAGUUUAUCAGGGGACACUUCUAUGGUCACCUGGACUUCAACUUGGAUAAAACCCUCAUCUUCUUCAUUGCUGGGCGCUAUGAGUUCUCAAACAAGGGAGCAGAUAUUUUCAUUGAAUCGCUGUCCAGACUGAACUACCUGCUGCGGGUCCACCGAAACGAUGUGACGGUCGUAGUUUUCUUCAUCAUGCCAGCGAAAACUAACAACUUCAAUGUGGAGUCACUGAAGGGGCAGGCAGUACGUAAACAGCUUUGGGAUACAGCUCAUGCUGUUAAGGAGAAAUUUGGUAAAAAGCUGUAUGAUGCUCUGUUAAAAGGGCAGAGCCCUGAUCUCAACAACAUUUUGGACCGAGAUGACUUCACCAUUAUGAAGAGAGCCAUCUACGCCACACAGAGGCACAGCCUCCCUCCAGUAACCACUCACAACAUGCUGGACGACUCAGCAGAUCCCAUCCUGUCCAACAUCAGACGUGUUGGCCUCUUCAACUCCAGGAACGACCGUGUCAAGGUUGUUUUCCACCCAGAGUUCCUGUCCUCGACUAGUCCUCUGCUGCCAAUGGACUACGAGGAUUUUGUCCGUGGUUGUAACCUUGGAGUGUUCCCUUCCUACUAUGAACCAUGGGGCUACACACCUGGUGAGUGUACUGUAAUGGGCAUUCCUAGUGUGACCACCAAUUUGUCAGGUUUUGGUUGCUUCAUGGAGGAGCACGUCUCGGACCCUGCUGCAUAUGGUAUCUAUAUAGUGGACCGACGCUUCCGUUCUGCUGAGGAGUCCUGCAACCAGCUAACUCAGUUCAUGUUCAGUUUCUGCCAGCAGUCUCGGCGGCAGCGUAUCGUCCAGCGCAACCGAACUGAGAGGCUGUCUGACCUUCUGGACUGGAGAUACCUCGGACGGGUCGGUUUCUGAUUCUGAAGCCCUGAAUAGUUAUUUGGUUCAAGUCAGAACAGGACACGAUCAGAGAAAACGGGAGUCUACUACUGAACUAUAUUCUGGUUCAACCAACAGAUAAUCGGAUUUUAUUACUGCUUUUGCGGUUUACCAGAUACAGGUAUACAACAGUGAACCGCAAGCCGCCAACUUUGGUUGUGCUAGGCUAUUCCACUUACACAAGUCAAAUAUAGGGCUACCAUGCUGUGGUUUCUGUGAACUGUGGUACAAUGAUUUUCCAUUCUUCUUUUAUACUGUGCCAUGUAUUGAUCUCCUAUAUAGUUCACCCUCUCCUUUAACAGGAUAACUUGGCAUACAAGAUUUCAUAAUUGGUCCACAGUGUUGGG
Molecule: messenger RNA, 2318 nt
Organism: Neolamprologus brichardi
Lineage: Eukaryota; Metazoa; Chordata; Actinopteri; Cichliformes; Cichlidae
Source: RefSeq, a predicted model, not a curated record